AUGAUUUCAUUAAAGUCGAGGAUCAACGAGGGAACAGAGAGACGUCGCGCGACCAACUCGGUCCGCUCCAGAACCCGUAAUCUCUCACUACGCUGCUCUGCGAGGAAAUGUCUUUUGGGCUCUGUUUCUCCGUAG
Molecule: messenger RNA, 135 nt
Organism: Colletotrichum paranaense
Lineage: Eukaryota; Fungi; Ascomycota; Sordariomycetes; Glomerellales; Glomerellaceae
Exons: 1
Coding region: 1-135 (44 amino acids)
Source: RefSeq, a predicted model, not a curated record